CUCUCCUCCCUCCUCCCUCCCUUCUCCUUCCUGAGCCCACCCAGAGUCCUGACACAUCACUGAGUACCAGGCCCCUGCAGACACACACACACACACACACACACACACACGCACACACACACACAGACACACACACACUGUGACGCUGUGGCUGGAGGCUGAUGUGCUGAACCAGGGAGAGGCUGAGACCCUGCACACACACACACACACACAUACACACACACAGGCUGAGGAAAACAAGGCAGACGAAGACGACAGGCUCAAUGGAAUAACACCAGCGCCAGAAGGCUCCCCAGGACUUUCACCAUCACGGAGAUUGGGUGGAACUCAGCCUGCAUUUCUCCUUCACCUGCAGCUCUAAACGUUUCUCAUCAUGGCUGGAGCGUCGGUGAAAGUGGCCGUCAGGGUUCGACCCUUCAACUCCAGAGAGAUCAACAAAGAGAGCAAGUGCAUUAUUCAGAUGUCAGGGAACACCACCACGAUCAUCAACCCUAAACAACCGAAAGAGAACAAGAGCUUCAACUUUGACUAUUCGUACUGGUCUCACACAUCGCCAGAGGAUGUUAACUACGCCUGUCAGAAACAGGUGUACAAGGACAUUGGCGAGGAAAUGCUGCUUCACGCAUUCGAAGGCUACAAUGUCUGCAUCUUUGCGUACGGCCAGACCGGAGCGGGAAAAUCCUACACCAUGAUGGGCAAACAGGAGAAAGACCAACAGGGCAUAAUACCUCUGCUCUGUGAAGAUCUAUUCACCAAGAUUAGUGACAACGGAGACAAUAACAUGUCCUACUCUGUGGAGGUCAGUUAUAUGGAGAUCUACUGUGAGCGAGUGAGAGAUCUGCUGAACCCAAAGAAUAAAGGAAACCUGCGUGUGAGAGAGCAUCCCCUCAUGGGGCCGUACGUGGAAGAUCUGUCCAAGAUGGCCGUCACGUCCUACAACGACAUCCAGGACCUGAUGGACUCGGGCAACAAAGCCAGAACCGUAGCAGCUACGAACAUGAACGAGACGAGCAGCCGCUCUCACGCCGUCUUUAACAUCAUCUUCACACAGAAGCGCUUCGACUGUGACACGGACAACACCUUGGAAAAGGUCAGCAAAAUCAGCCUGGUGGACUUGGCAGGCAGUGAGAGAGCCGACUCAACUGGAGCCAAAGGCACCAGACUGAAGGAAGGAGCAAACAUUAAUAAAUCCCUGACCACACUGGGCAAAGUGAUUUCGGCUUUAGCUGAAACGGACUCGUUACCAAACAAGAACAAGAAGAAGAAGAAGGCGGAAAGCUUCAUCCCCUACAGAGACUCUGUACUCACCUGGCUGCUCAGGGAAAACCUGGGUGGAAACUCGCGUACUGCCAUGGUAGCAGCUCUGAGUCCUGCAGAUAUUAACUAUGAUGAGACACUCAGCACUCUCAGAUACGCUGAUCGUGCGAAGCAGAUUCGUUGUAACGCUGUCAUUAAUGAAGACCCCAACAACCGUUUGGUGCGUGAGCUGAAGGAGGAAGUGGCUCGUCUGAAGGACCUGCUGUACGCCCAGGGCCUCGGCGAUAUCAUAGAGAUGACCAAUGCGAUGACAGGGAUGAGUCCUUCUCCCUCGCUCUCGGCUCUCUCCAGUCGAGCCGGAUCCAUCAGCAACUUACACGACCGGAUCAUAUUCACCCCCGGCAGCGAGGAAGCCAUCGAGAGGCUUAAGGAAACAGAGAAGAUCAUUGCAGAGCUCAAUGAGACGUGGGAGGAGAAACUGCGGCGCACUGAGGCCAUCAGAAUGGAGAGGGAGGCUCUUCUGGCUGAAAUGGGCGUGGCUAUGAGGGAAGAUGGAGGCACGGUCGGAGUGUUUUCACCCAAAAAGACGCCUCAUCUGGUCAAUUUGAAUGAGGACCCGCUGAUGUCUGAAUGUUUGCUGUACUACAUCAAAGACGGAAUCACCAAGGUGGGCCGUGAUGUUGCUAGCUGUAGGCAGGACAUUGUCCUGAGUGGACACUUCAUUAAAGAAGAGCACUGCAUCUUCACGAGCAGCACUGGACCUUCAGGAGAGGGAGUGGUGGUACUGGAGCCGUGUGAGGACUCAGAGACGUACGUCAACGGCAAGAGAGUGACUGAGCCCACAGUUCUCAGAUCAGGGAACCGUAUCAUUAUGGGAAAGAGCCAUGUGUUCCGAUUUAAUGACCCGGAGCAGGCAAGGCAGGAACGCGAGAGGACACCAUGUGCCGAGACCCCCAUGGAGCCCGUGGACUGGGCCUUCGCUCAGAGGGAGCUUCUGGAGAAACAGGGCAUAGACAUGAAACAGGAGAUGGAGCAGAGACUGCAGGAGCUAGAGGAUCAGUACCGCAGAGAGCGAGAAGAGGCGAGCAACCUUCUGGAGCAGCAGAGACUGGACUAUGAGAGUAAGCUAGAGGCUCUUCAGAGGCAGGUCGACUCCCGAUAUUACCCAGAAACCACAGAAGAGGAAGAGGAACUGGAAGAAGAUGUGCCGUGGACUAAGCAUGAAACUGAGCUGGCACUCUGGGGUUUCCGGAAAUGGCGCUUCUACCAGUUCACCUCAUUGCGGGACCUGCUGUGGGGCAACGCAAUUUUCCUCAAAGAGGCCAACGCCAUCAGCGUCGAGCUCAAGAAGAAGGUUCAGUUCCAGUUUGUUUUACUGACGGACACGCUUUAUUCUCCGCUCCCUCCUGAUCUCCUGCCUCCCAGCGUGGCUAAAGACCGUGAGAAGAGACCUUUCCCUCGCACUAUCGUAGCUGUGGAGGUGCAGGAUCAGAAGAACGGAGCCACUCAUUACUGGACCUUAGAUAAAUUAAGGCAGAGGUUGGAUCUGAUGAGGGAGAUGUACGACCGAGCAGCUGAUAUUCCCAGCAGCACCGUGGAUGACUGUGACCAUGCCCUGACCGGCGGCGACCCCUUCUAUGAUCGCUUCCCCUGGUUCCGCCUGGUUGGGAGCACUCCCAUUCUGAACACGUGCAUGAGCGAGCGCAUGAGAGACCCCUCCCCCUCCCCCACCCUCUCCGAGCCCGACUCGGACGUAACCGAGCUCGCAGAUGAGCGGCAUUAUGGGAAGGAGGAGGAGGAGGAGUUGGAGGACCUGGACGAUGAGAUCAGUGUGGAGGAGGGCCAUCAGUGCCGAGGCCAGGACCCCUUUUACGACCGCUGGCCUCUGUUCUGUUUAGUGGGAAGGGCGUUUGUGUACCUGAGUAACCUGCUGUACCCUGUCCCUCUGGUGCACCGUGUGGCGAUAGUGAGUGAGAAAGGCGAGGUGAAGGGUUUCCUCCGGGUCGCCGUGCAGGCCGUCUCAGCUGAUGAAGAAGCUCCAGAUUACGGCUCGGGCGUCAGACAGUCGGGAACGGCUAAGAUCUCAUUUGAGGAUCAGCAGUUCGAGAAGUUUCAGACAGAGUCGUGUGUAGGUGGGAUGUCUCACUCUAACACGUCUCAGGAGGAACUGCGCAUCGUAGAGGGAGAAGGACAAAAUGCUGAACCGAGUCUCUCAGCCGACGAGGUCAACAACAACACAUGCACAAUCACCCCGGAUGUCCCUGGCAGUCCUCAGAAGGAAGGUGUGGAGGGUGUAGCGGACGCCAUACAGGAACAAACACUUUCACACCUGAAGAUUGGAAGCAGUUUCACCUUCAGAGUCACCGUCCUGCAGGCGUCCAGCAUCUCCGCCGAGUACGCCGAUAUCUUCUGCCAAUUCAACUUCAUCCACCGGCAUGAUGAGGCGUUUUCCACAGAGCCGCUGAAGAACACGGGACGAGGGCCGCCACUGGGCUUCUACCACGUCCAGAACAUCACGGUGGACGUGACUAAAUCGUUUGUGGAGUACAUUAAGACUCAGCCCAUAGUGUUCGAGGUGUUUGGACAUUAUCAGAAGCAGCCGUUCCCUCCUCUGUGUAAAGACCUCAUCAGUCCUCUGCGUCCAUCGAGACGUCAGUUCCCUCGCGUCAUGCCUUUGUCCAAACCAGUUCCGGCGACUAAGCUGAGUGCGAUGGCUCGCUCCUCGGCCGGUCCGUGUCACUGUAAAUACGACCUGAUGGUGUUCUUUGAGAUCUGUGAGCUGGAGGCUAACGGCGACUACAUCCCGGCCGUGGUCGAUCACAGGGUGGGAAUGCCCUGCCAUGGAACCUUCCUGCUGCACCAGGGCAUCCAGAGGAGGAUCAGAGUGACUAUAGCUCAUGAGACAGGACAUGACAUCGUAUGGAAGGAAGUGAAGGAGCUCGUUAUCGGUCGAAUCCGUAACACACCUGAAGCUGACGAGACCAUCAUCGACCCCAACAUCCUGUCCCUCAACAUCCUCUCUUCCAGCUACCUUAAACCUUCUUACGAAGACAGCGUUUCCUUGGGAAUUGACCAUAGGACGUUUUAUCGGUUCGAGGCGGCAUGGGACAGCUCCAUGCACAACUCCCUGCUCCUGAACCGGGUCACACCAUACGGAGAGAAAAUCUACAUCACGCUCUCAGCGUACCUCGCGAUGGAGAACUGCAACCAGCCUACGGUCAUCACCAAAGACUUCUGCAUGGUGUUCUACUCGAGAGACGCCAAGCUUCCUGCGUCACGUUCCAUCCGGAACCUGUUCAGCACCGGAGCUCUCAGGCCCUUAGAGGGUAAUCGUGUGACUGGAGUGUAUGAGCUCAGCCUGUGCCAUCUGGCGGAUGUUGGAAGUCCAGGAAUGCAGAGGAGGCGUCGGCGUGUGUUGGACACCUCAGUGGCGUACGUUCGUGGUGAGGAGAACCUCGCUGGGUGGAGGCCUCGCAGUGACAGUCUCAUCCUGGAUCAUCAGUGGGAGUUGGAGAAGCUCAGUCUCCUGCAAGAGGUGGAGAAGACGAGACACUACCUGCUGUUGAGAGAGAAGCUGGAAGCGUCUGUGCUGCUGAGUCAGGAGUCUCUGUGCAGUAAAGACCUGAUGGAGUCGCCCAAAUCCCCAAGUCCCAAUUUGGCAGGCAGCCCCAUUCUGGAUGGAACCAAUGAGAGACAAAGGGAGCUGGCUGCCAAGUGUCUACGACUGCUCAUGCACACCUUUGACAGGCAGUACAGCCAGGUGAGCUGCAGUGCCAGUGAGAGCAAGCUGUCGGAGAUGUCAGCAUCUCUGCUGAGAGACACGUCCUCCUCUGCGCUGAGCUCACUCACUCCAUCCACUACCUGUCCUUCUCUGGUGGACGGUCACUAUGGAAACCUGGACCUCAAUGGUGCAGAGACUCACUCUGGAGCCUCCAGUCCGGAUUUGGACCCGUUCAGUCCUGAGGAAAGGAAACCCCGAAACUGCACCUUCGUCCCCAACAUCCAAGAGAUCCGUGUCAGCCCCAUAGUGUCUAAGAAAGGCUACCUGCACUUCCUGGAGCCUCACACCAGUGGCUGGGUGAAGCGUUAUGUGGUGGUGAGGCGUCCGUACGUCUAUCUGUACCGCAGCGAGAGAGACAGCGUGGAGAGAGCCGUCAUUAACCUGUCCUCCGCCCAGGUGGAGUACAGCGAGGAGCAGCACGGUCUCCUGAGGACCCCGAACGCGUUUGCGGUGGUCACUGAGCAUCGUGGGAUCCUCCUGCAGGCCAGCAGCGAUAAAGAAAUGCACGACUGGCUCUACGCCUUCAACCCACUGCUGGCGGGAACCAUCAGGUCGAAACUCUCCAGGACAAAAUCCGCGCAGAUGAGGAUGUAAACGAAACGCUGACGAUCCUCCAUCUGAGCUUAAACGCAGAAACUCAACACACUCCUGUGCUGUAAAUACUGGUGUGAAGAUAAUAAUAAUAGCCUGUGCCUGCCUCCCCCUCUACUGCCCCUCUGCCUCUGUGUGUGUGUGUGUGUGUGUGUGUGUGUGAGAGAGAGAGAGAGAGAGAGAGAGAGAGAGAGUGUGAAAGAGUAUAAAUGAGUAUGAAUUUAUGGGUACGUCACUAGCAAAAGUCCUAAGUACUGUAACUCGCGUAACCGCGUUAAAAAUCUCGCUUCUUAGUGAUAAUUAUGAUAAAAAUCAGCACCAUACGAAACGCCUCCGUUUUAAAAUGUAAAGAGUUUAGCUGCUGUAAAUGCGACACAAUGCUGCAUAUAUAUAUAUAUAUAUAUAUAUAUAUAUAUAUAUAUAUAUAUAUAUAUAUAUAUAUAUAUAAUGUAUGUGUGUGAGUGUGUGUGUGUGUGUGUGUGUGUGUGUGUGUGUGUGUGUGUGUGCUUCUGUAGGUUAGAUGUGAAGAGCUGUUGUUCCCCGAGCUUUCCCUGAGACGGUCAAAAAGCGAGUUAAUACGAUCACUGAGGGUUUUUUGGUGUUUGUGUUUUUUUGUUUGUUUCAGAAACAAUUUAACCUAAUAAUCAUUCAAAUACAGACAGUAUAAAAAAACACACACACACACAUAUAUAUAU
Messenger RNA from Ictalurus punctatus (channel catfish), 6324 nucleotides. It is a transcript of the gene kif1ab, whose product is annotated as kinesin family member 1Ab. The transcript is spliced from 48 exons. The coding region runs from base 374 to 5632 and encodes 1752 amino acids. Gene Ontology annotation, molecular function: plus-end-directed microtubule motor activity; ATP binding; ATP hydrolysis activity. Gene Ontology annotation, cellular component: dendrite; microtubule; axon. Lineage: Eukaryota; Metazoa; Chordata; Actinopteri; Siluriformes; Ictaluridae. The record is from RefSeq and is a predicted model, not a curated record. Gene Ontology annotation, biological process: cytoskeleton-dependent intracellular transport; vesicle-mediated transport; microtubule-based movement.